UAUUUUGGUGUGGUGGUGUGACGUCAUAAGCCAGCGUCGGGGAUUCGGCUGAAGACAGUAUCGAACCACACAGAAGAAAAAAACUCCUGGUGAAGCAGCUGAGAUCCACGUGACACACGAUUAUAAAGAUGGCGUUCAUUAAAGAGGAGAGUGAAGACUUCAGGAUUGAAGAAGUGUUCAGUCUGAAACAAGAAGGUACUGAGGAACAAACAGACCUGAUUGAGAAGAGUCAAGAGCUGAAGGAUUUGGAAGAGAAAGAUCAUGAUUUAAAAAUUGGAGAAAAGAUGGAAUCUAACAGUUUUCUUAUUUGCCGUCAGUGUGGAAAGAGUUUCAAUCGAAAACAGAACCUUACGCUCCACAUGAAAGUUCACACUGGAGAGAGACAUUUUAUCUGUAAACAGUGUGGAAAGAGUUUUGCUCAAAAAGGAAACCUUAAAAUUCACAUGAGAGUUCACACUGGAGAAAAGCCUUAUACUUGCUCUCAGUGUGGACAGAGUUUUGCACAUAAAGGCAACCUUAAUUCCCACACGAGAACUCACAGUGAAGACAGCUUGUUCACCUGCAAACAAUGUGGAAAGAAUUUCCCUCAAAAACAAAACCUGGCAAUCCACAUGAGGAUUCACUCUGGAGAGAAGCCUUACACUUGCACUCAGUGUGGGAAGAGUUUUGCUUAUAAACAUACUCAUAAUAACCACAUGAGAAUUCACACUGGAGAGAGACAUUUUAUCUGUAAACAGUGUGGAAAGAGUUUUGCUCAAAAAGGAAACCUUAAAAUUCACAUGAGAGUUCACACUGGAGAAAAGCCUUAUACUUGCUCUCAGUGUGGACAGAGUUUUGCACAUAAAGGCAACCUUAAUUCCCACACGAGAACUCACAGUGAAGACAGCUUGUUCACCUGCAAACAAUGUGGAAAGAAUUUCCCUCAAAAACAAAACCUGGCAAUCCACAUGAGGAUUCACUCUGGAGAGAAGCCUUACACUUGCACUCAGUGUGGGAAGAGUUUUGCUUAUAAACAUACUCAUAAUAACCACAUGAGAAGUCACACGGGAGAGAAACUGUUCAAAUGUGAUCAGUGUGGAAAGAGCUUCACGACAGAACUAACCCGUAGAUACCACAUGACCAUUCACACCGGAGAGAAACAGUUCAAAUGUGGUCAAUGUGGAAGGAGUUUCAUACAUAAAGUAAGCCUUAAUCGCCACAUAAGGACUCACUUGGGAGAAAACUGUUUUAUAUGUCAUCUAUGUGGAAAGAGUUUUAGUCAUAAAUGUAGCCUCAAAAUUCACAUGAGAGUUCACACUGGAGAGAAGCCUUACACUUGCACUCAGUGUGGAAAGAGUUUCACUCAUCAACACAACUUUAGUUACCACAUGAGCUCCUUCACCUGUAAAUCUGAGUGAACGUUCACUGCUGCGGAGUGUGGGCCAACUCUUGAUUGUCCACCUUCAUACCCACUUCUCUUAUUUUCAUUCUUCACCUCUAUCUACAUUAUCUUGAGGCUAUAUCUGGCCAUCUACUUUGCUGUAGUUUCAAGAAAUAAGCAUUUAGUCACUUAGCAGACCCUUUUAUCCAAAUCAACUAUAACAAUAUUGUCUGGACCUCCACUGGGGACUUUAAUUGAAUACCCCUGUUAUAGAGACAUCGUUCCAAUUCAUAUAUUGAUCACUUGGAAUCAAAAUAGUAGUUGAACUUUGGUCAUGCUGUGAAAAGCCACACUGUAUAACUGAAUGAUAAUGUAAAUAAUGGUCAUAUAAAUAAAAUGACAAGCUGAAUGAAAUAAAGAACUUUACACUA
This is a messenger RNA of Sinocyclocheilus grahami, 1791 nucleotides long. RefSeq names its product gastrula zinc finger protein XlCGF57.1-like. Gene Ontology annotation, biological process: regulation of transcription by RNA polymerase II. The record is from RefSeq and is a predicted model, not a curated record. The coding region runs from base 129 to 1397 and encodes 422 amino acids. The transcript is spliced from 4 exons. Gene Ontology annotation, cellular component: nucleus. Gene Ontology annotation, molecular function: DNA-binding transcription factor activity, RNA polymerase II-specific; RNA polymerase II cis-regulatory region sequence-specific DNA binding. Lineage: Eukaryota; Metazoa; Chordata; Actinopteri; Cypriniformes; Cyprinidae.